Molecule: messenger RNA, 1929 nt
Organism: Adineta ricciae
Lineage: Eukaryota; Metazoa; Rotifera; Eurotatoria; Adinetida; Adinetidae
Source: the annotation of a GenBank genome assembly
AUGGUCUCUAAGAACAAAAGAUGGCGUUCCGCAUCACUUAGCACGUUUAUAUUUGUUUUCUCUGUUAUUUGUUCAACAUAUGGAUAUGAAAGUCCUGUGGAAGAGAAAGAUUUUAAGAAGAUAUUAAAACAGAAUAAAAACGUUCUGGUUUUGAGUGCACCAAAUGAUCAAACUGCCAAACCAACUCUUCAAGUAUUUAAGCAAAUCGAGGAAGAAAUCAAAGGUCGAGGUUUACUUGUCUAUAUCAAUUGCGAGAAAGGAAAAAAACUUUGUAAAAAACUCAAACCCGAUUCAAACAAUGCAGAAUUACGACAUUUUCAAGAUGGCGAAUUUCAUAAAGUAUAUGAUCGUUCACUUACAAGCAAGGCUAUGAUUAACUUUAUGUUCGAUCCGAAAGGUGAUAUGCCAUGGAGUGAAGAUGUCACAGCAAAUAAUGUGCUGCAUUUGAAUAAUCCUAAAGAUCUUCAACGUGCAUUGAAACAAAGUCUGCCGUUGUUAGUCAUGUUCUACGCACCUUGGUGUGGAUAUUGCAAACGAUUGAAACCAGUUUUUGCCGAGGCAGCAACAGAUCUUCGCGGACGAUUUGUCUUAGCUGGUAUGGAUGUAGAUAAAGUGGAAAACUAUCCAAUUCGUCGACAAUUUAAUAUUACGGGAUUCCCAACAACUAUCUAUUUCGAAAAAGGUGAAGAGAUGUUUCAUUAUUCCGGCGGUCAUACAAAAGAUGAUAUUAUCAAUUGGCUCAAAAAUCCACAAGCAGCAAAAGAAAAAACCGAAGAAGCCGAGGAGAAAAACGAUUUCUUUCCAAUCAACGAUGACACCGUAAAUUAUAUCGUUCAUUUAAAUGACUCAACGUUCGAUGAAUUUAUCGCCACCAAUGCUCAAGCAUCAAUCUUAGUCAUGUUCUACGCUCCAUGGUGUGGUCAUUGUAAAAAUUUGAAACCUGAAUUAAUCCAAGCUUCUAUUGAUCUACAUGAACAGGGGAGCAAUGCCAUCAUUGUUGCGGUUGAUGCAACUAAGUCGCCUGCUCUGACGAAACUAUACAAAAUUCAAGGUUUUCCAACAAUGAAAUUUUUUCGUGAUGGAAAAUUCGCAUUUGAAAUGCACGAACGAACAGCAGACAAAAUUGUUGCAUUUUUGAACGAUCCAAAGGAACCACCACCACCAGAACCAGAAUGGUCCGAACAAGAAACAGAUGUUGUUCAUUUAACUGAAGAAAAUUUCAAAACAAUUUUGAAGAAAAAGAAAGCUGCGCUCGUCUUCUUCUAUGCACCAUGGUGUGGUCAUUGCAAGAAGGCUAAACCUUUAUUUACGAAUGCAGCAGCUGCAUUUAAAGACAAUGUCAAAGUCGCCUUUUGUGCUGUCGAUUGUACGAAGAGUCAAUCGUUAUGCAAAGAAUACGAUGUACAAGGUUAUCCAACAAUAAAAUACUUCAGCUUUGGAAAAUUUGUUUCAGCAUAUGAAGAUGAAAGAACCGAGGAAGCUUUUGUUGAAUUCAUGACAAAUCCAGAAGAACAAUCGAAAAAGGUUAAACCAACCCCACCACCUGCCGAUCCAUUAGAAUUUUGGAGAGAAUCAGCACCAGGGUACGAACACGUUCAAAUGCUUCAAUCAAGUACAUUUGAUGCGAUUGUUGGAGCGGCACGUAAAGCAUUAGUAAUGUUCUAUGCACCAUGGUGUGGACAUUGCAAAAAUUCUAAGCCUGCUUUUGCAGCUGCCGCUGCAAAACUUGCUUCAGAACAUAAGGAUAUUGUUAUCGGAGCUGUGGAUGCAACUAUCGAAAAAGACUUAGGAACUAAAUAUGCAGUUCGCGGUUUUCCAACGUUUAAAUAUUUUGAAAAUGGUAAAGAAGCAUCUGAGUACAAUGGCGGUCGAAGUGAACAAGACUUUAUCCAGUUUUUAACUCGUCCCACCGGCAACGUCGAGUUAUAA